UCAGCCUAGUGACCUAGGAUUUUCGAAUCCAACCAUAGCGCUAGACUACUCGUCUCGCUUCCAUUCGAUUUUGAAGGAGGACAUUACAGGCUCAAUCACAGGGCGAUUACCUUGUUGUGAGUAGGCCCGUUGAGCAGUGGAAUGCUUUCAAUCAAGAGCAGAUUGCUGUUCCCUAGUACCGUUUUCAUUUGACAAGCAGAGGUCUUCACGAGUAGCACGAUCUCGCUAGUCUUUAGAGCCUUCUAUAGUCUGUAUCAAAUCUCCUGGCCCCCACUAAUCUUAGUCCCACUUAGCGCGUGCUCCUAUCAUGUCGGCCAUCACACUAUUCGGCGUCACCUUUUCCCUGGCAGCCAUCAUCGGAAUAGGCGCGGGAAUUCUCGCGGUCGUCCUCAUCGUGCUCUUCCUCCUCACCUGCUGCUGCUGCUACAUGUGCCGAGGCCGCAACCCGAAGCGGCGUCGAUUAGACGAGGUAGCUCCAGCACCCCUGUACCCCCCAGCCAUGACCGCCGCAGGACCCGGCGUGUACGCCAAGGGCAUGGGCCCACGAGGCGCGCUAACACCAGGGCCGUAUCCGCACAGCCUCUCGCAUCAUCAGAUGAUGAGCGGCACGGAGAUGCUUCCCCCGCGCUACAUCCCUCCGCCCUCGCCCGCCGCGCUCAUGCAGAGCCCCAUGAGACCGCUGCUCGGCGCACCGCCCUCCGCGGGGAAGCCCGGCGCGGGCGCGCAGGAGGAGGGCGUGGUGGCCAAGUGGGAGAAGGACCUGCGCGCGGGCAUGUUCCGCAAGGUGGGGUUGGCGGAGGUGGAAGCGGCCACGGGGAAGUUCAGCAAGCGCGCGUUUCUCGGGGAAGGCGCGUUCGCCGCAGUGUACAAGGGGCGGAGCCCGUCCGGCGUGCCGUGGGCAGUCAAGCGGUCGAAGCGGCGACUGACGGAGGGAUCAGCCGGCGCGGGCGAUUUCGAGAACGAGGUGAUGAUGAUUUCGCGACUGUCGCACAAGAACCUCGUGCGGCUACUGGGUUACUGCACGGAGGGCGGCGAGCACAUCCUCGUCUACGAGUUCGCCGAGAACGCCACGCUCUCGCGCGCGCUGAGCCGCUCGCAGCCGCCGUUCCUGUCGUUCGCGCAGCGGCUGGAGAUCGCGGUGGGCACGGCGGAGGGGCUGCACUACCUGCACAACGCGUCGUCGCCGCCCAUCGUGCACCGCGACAUCAAGCCCGACAACAUCCUGCUGGACGCGCACCUGCGCGCCAAGGUCGCGGACUUCGGGCUGCUCAAAAACAUCAUGGAGGGCGGUGGCGCGGGCGAGGCCGUGUCGUCCGUGUACACGCGCGUGGCGGGCACGCCCGGGUACCUGGACCCCGAGUACCACUGCACGUCCAAGGUGACGGUGAAGGGCGACGUGUACAGCUUCGGCGUGGUGCUGCUGGAGCUGUUCACGGGCCAGCGCGCCAUCAUGAUGAACAGCCGCAAACCCGGCGGCGGCGACGGCGCCAACCCCGUGCACAUCUCGCAGUGGGCCGCGCCGCUAGUGGGCGCAAAGGCGCUGGACGAGCUGGCGGACCCCAAGAUGGGCGGGGAGUUCGAGCCCGCCGUGUUGCUGCGCGCGCUCGAGAUCGCGCUGCAGUGCGUGCGCCCGUCGUCGAAGCAGCGCCCCGACAUGGGCGCGGUGGUGCGCGGACUGGCGGAGCUGCGCGAGCAGAUCAUGGCGCGCGACGAGCCCCCGGAGACGUUCGUGGAGGACCACGCGGUCGGGCUGGACGACGACGACUCGGACGCGGAAGGGGAAGCGGAGCAGGGACGGGCGGAGGGAAGCAUGCGGGAGGGGGAGGAAGUGGGUGUGCCGUUGCAAGAAGGUUCGCAGAGACUGGCGGAAGAGAGCGACGAUGAGAGAGAGGAAGGGGAGGCGGCGGACCGGUUCAGUGGCGCGGCGGACGAGGAGCAAGGGCUGGUUGCGGGGAGCUACCGCGGCAGUGACAUAAGCGCCGCACCCAGGCAACUGUCGGGCCGGCGCACUGCUUCAGGCCGGAGCGGGGUGGAAGGUUCGGGAAGGAACCUCGGGAGUGGCGUGGGCGCGAGCUCGUCUGGUAGGAGGACGGAGGGGGGGGCAAGCAGCGUGAAGUACAGUGCGGGCGCGGAGACGGAUGAGUCGGAGGAGGAGAGGGCCAACGGAGAGGAUCCCAGCGCCGUGCAGUGUGGGGUGGAGGAGGCGGUGAAUGCGAGGGCGAGCUACUACGACAGCGGGUUCGUGUACCCUGUGGGUGCGUUUGGGAACGCGUACGACAGCGGGUGGAUGCCCCCGCAUGGCGCCGAGGGGAGCGGCAACCGCGGGGAUGAGGGCGAACGAGCAGGCAGCCACGUGGUCGUGAACAUGUCGACAGCUGGCAGGCGAUGAUUGGGACUGGGAGUUAAGGGAUCUUGUAGGGAGGGCCCUAGCUGACAAAGGGCGAGUAGUUGAUGCGGCGACAGUAGCUGAUAACGGGGGAGUAUCUGAUGAGGAUGCUUGGGGGUCAAGAGGUGAAGGGUAGAUAGGAGUGAGGCAACUUUGCUCCGCCCAUGGGCAGCUACUGCUGCUGCCAAGGAGACUGGUGGUGAGUGUGCUGUGCUGGUGUUGUUGCAGGCGAGCUGAGGAGCGGAGAUACUACGGUGUCUUGUGGCGCGGAGGGAACUCGUGCUGCUGUGUCAGCUGGCUGCCAUUCUGACUUGUGUUGUUUGUGCUCUUCCAAGCAGCGACUUAGGCUGCUUUCUGUUUUGCCUUCCAUUGCCCCCAUCCUCUCCUCUCCCUUUCCCCAAUUGCUGACCCCAUCCCCUCUUCGCCUAAUUCCACUGUCAAAAACUAUUUAUCGAUUUUCAUUGGUAUCGAUAUGUAUGUAUCAGUCCAAUCCGUUGUAAGGACGUGGA
This is a messenger RNA of Closterium sp. NIES-67, 2895 nucleotides long. The record is from the annotation of a GenBank genome assembly. Lineage: Eukaryota; Viridiplantae; Streptophyta; Zygnematophyceae; Desmidiales; Closteriaceae.